This is a messenger RNA of Callithrix jacchus (white-tufted-ear marmoset), 5994 nucleotides long. RefSeq names its product cell division cycle 14B (gene CDC14B). NCBI's taxonomy places the organism in Eukaryota, Metazoa, Chordata, Mammalia, Primates, Cebidae. The record is from RefSeq and is a predicted model, not a curated record. Gene Ontology annotation, biological process: protein dephosphorylation.
GACAGAGUUUUGCUCUUGUUUACCCAGGCUGGAGUGCAAUGGCGCGACCUUGGCUCACCGCAACCUCUGCCUCUUGGGUUCAGGCAAUUCUCCUGCCUCAGCUUCCUGAGUAGCCGGGACUACAGGCAGGCGCCACCAUGCCCAGCUAAUUUUUUGUAUUUUUUUUUUAGUAGAGACGGGGUUUCACUACGUUGACCAGGAUGGUCUCGACCCUUGACCUCUUGAUCCACCCUUCUUGACCUCGUGAUCUAUCCGCCACCCAAAGUCAAACCGUCCCUUUAAAGGAAUGCAUGACCAGAGGCUUGCGUUUAAAUCUUGCACAAUUAAAAGAAAAGCUUUUUCUCUGAGCCAGCUGAUCUCAAGAAAUCUUGCACGAUUUUGAAGAUGCCCGUUUUCCAUCAGACCUGACCCUACGGGUGCACUUGGCGGGUCUUGGCUGAGCGAGGGUGGGGUGGACCAGGCUCCGGGAGGGCGCGCGGGGGGCCUGGCCUGGCCUGGCUGCAGCAUCCCCUGGCGGCGGCAGUGGGAGUGCAGCGAGGGAGGCGCCAGGAGGCUCCUACCCAGUCUGGCGUCACCCUUGGGUUCGUCCCCGGCCUGGGGCGAGCCCUUCUUCUGCUCGAAGUCCUUUAAUCGCUAAGGAGCUUUCCCAGACGCAGCCCUCGGCAGGCCUGCUGGCCUCUGAUCCAUGUCCCCUCUGCGGGGCGUUUGGGCACUGGAGGAGGCCUGGCGCCCACGGGCCUCCCGCAUCCGCCUCUGAGGAAGGAAGGCGGGUGGUGGGGCGGGGGCGCUGUUCCUCCCCGCGCCCUCGUCGUCCACGGGGUUGUUUCCAGAAGUUGGGGACUUCCGGGGUUGCGCUGUUGCACUGGGGCCCGUGGGCCACCAAGGGGUGUCGCUGAGCCCGCUACCCUACCCGGCGCGGCCCUUUAAACUUUGUUUUUUAAACUUCGAGGGUGUGGUUGCAGCGCCUCCCAUCUAGGCGGCUGGCUGUCCUUGCCUCUGCCCCGCCUUCCAGAUGCUUUGGAGUCAUGAGCCGGGAGGGCGCGGGGGCAGCUCUGGUGGCGGAGGUGAUCAAAGAUCGCCUUUGUUUUGCCAUUCUCUACAGCAGACCAAAGAGUGCAUCAAAUGUACAUUAUUUCAGCAUAGAUAAUGAACUUGAAUAUGAGAACUUCUACGCAGAUUUUGGACCACUCAAUCUGGCAAUGGUUUACAGAUAUUGUUGCAAGAUAAAUAAGAAAUUGAAGUCCAUUACAAUGUUAAGGAAGAAAAUUGUUCAUUUUACCGGUUCUGAUCAGAGAAAGCAAGCAAAUGCUGCCUUCCUUGUUGGAUGCUACAUGGUUAUAUAUUUGGGGAGAACUCCAGAAGAAGCAUAUAGAAUAUUAAUCUUUGGAGACACAUCCUAUAUUCCUUUCAGAGAUGCUGCCUAUGGAAGCUGCAAUUUCUACAUUACGCUUCUUGACUGUUUUCAUGCAGUAAAGAAGGCAAUGCAGUAUGGCUUCCUUAAUUUCAACUCAUUUAACCUUGAUGAAUAUGAACACUAUGAAAAAGCAGAAAAUGGAGAUUUAAAUUGGAUAAUACCAGACCGAUUUAUUGCCUUCUGUGGACCUCAUUCAAGAUCCAGACUUGAAAGUGGUUACCACCAACAUUCUCCCGAUACUUAUAUUCAAUAUUUUAAGAAUCACAAUGUUACUACCAUUAUUCGUCUGAAUAAAAGGAUGUAUGAUGCCAAACGCUUUACGGAUGCUGGCUUUGAUCACCAUGAUCUUUUCUUUGCGGAUGGUAGUACCCCUGCUGAUGCCAUUGUCAAAGAAUUUCUGGAUAUCUGUGAAAAUGCUGAGGGUGCCAUUGCAGUACAUUGUAAAGCUGGCCUUGGUCGCACGGGCACUCUAAUAGCCUGCUACAUCAUGAAGCAUUACAGGAUGACAGCAGCCGAGACCAUUGCGUGGGUCAGGAUCUGCAGACCUGGUUCAGUGAUUGGGCCUCAGCAGCAGUUUUUGGUGAUGAAGCAAACAAGCCUCUGGCUGGAAGGGGACUAUUUUCGUCAGAAGUUAAGGGGGCAGGAGAAUGGACAGCACGGAGCAGCCUUCUCCAGACUUCUCUCUGGUGUUGAUGAUAUUUCCAUAAAUGGGGUCAAGAAUCAAGACCAGCAAGAACCUGAACUGUACAGUGAUGAUGACGAAAUCAAUGGAGUGACACAAGGCGAUAGACUUCGGGCCCUGAAAAGCAGAAGACAAUCAAAAACAAACGCUAUUCCUCUCACAGUAAUUCUUCAAUCCAGUGUUCAGAGCUGUAAAACAUCUGAACCUAACAUUUCUGGCAGUGCAGGCAUUACUAAACGAACCACCAGAUCUGCUUCAAGGAAAAGCAGUGUUAAAAGUCUCUCCAUUUCAAGGACUAAAACAGUCUUGCGUUAAGUAAAAACCUGUGACCAGAGGUGAAGGAAGACUCUAGGAACUGAAAACUACGACAGAAAUUAGCACAAUUUGAAAACAAAACAAAAUUGCAGAAGCCUUAGUUGCUUUCCACCUAAGAAGUUGGUUCAAUGGAGAAAAUGUCCACUGGAGUUUCAAUAAUGAAUUUGGAGUUUGGGUGCAAAGGAAUGACUCAGAGGGGCCCAGCUCUCGAGCUUGACAACAAAAAUGCUGUUGUAAAUGUAGUCUCAGGUGUAAAUACCCAAGCCCUCUGGUACCCAGAGAGCUGGCCAGUCUGUGGUGCAUGUGUGUCCCUGUGAUGGCAAUCAUUGUAGUCGCUGGCCUUCAGAAGAACUGAGGAUCUGAUGGAGGUUUUUUUAAUGUGUGUGUUUUCUGUUCACCUUGUGACCCUGUGUCAAAAUUUAUAAAGUAGAAAAGGCAUUACUGAAAUGGUACUUUCUGUAAUUUGAUAGUAUCUGGCUUAAUCGUCUUCACUUGACUCUUUGUAAUACUGUUGUAAUGAGUACCCAAGCUGCUUGUCUUCCACCAAAGAGUGCUUUAUUAACAAGAAUCUGUGAAAACCACAUUUAAACACUGUUGCAUGUUGUAAUACCAGGUGGUACCUUGGUAACUCAAAACUUGCAAGAGAAUAUUAAUGGUAAAAGAAGACUCAGGAGGAGAAGCUGACUUCAGAGUUGGAAGAUGUUCCAGUCAUUCCUUUCUCUGUCUUUAAGGGACUGAAGAACUGCAAGGUUGCCCAUUGUUUGGUUGCCAGUCAUACAAAUUAACAUCAUAUUUCCUUCCAUGCCUGGAAAAAACACACUGUUGGUUUUUCCCCUUGGAAACCGCAAUUCCAAAUAAUGUUGGCUUAAAAGAAAAAAAGUUACCGCUUUUUUAGAGUCCUUCUCUGUAACAUUGGAAUUUUUUUCCUCCUGAGAUCAGCCAAAGGCCAUUGAUGUGGCCUGUGAUCUCAGUGACAGUGAUCUGCUUCUGGACCUCACUGUUGCCUUUGGUUAGGGAACACAACUAGUAACUCUGCAGAGUGCCUUCUCCCGCAGCCGUACUGAAACACAGCAGAGUCUGUGCCAUGAAGCAAUUACAGAAACAGAAUUGAUUUGCUGCUUUAAAAAAAAAAAAGAGGGACCCAAAUAAAAGAAUAUUUAGUACCCACCUCGGUUCCUUCCAUAAGAAGUGGGUGGUUUAAUGAUUGUUAACCCAUUUUUGCCUGUGCUGGGAGCAUGGAGGGCCAAGAGGUUGACAGGCAGUGGGAACCAAAUGCCCUCCUAAGCCACAAGGCAUGCACCAGAUCAGUAGGCAAUUCCAUUUUAAGAAGCUGCCCUUUUCACAAAACUGCAAGGAAUAAAAGCAGUUGGAAUGAACAGGUUAAACUCUUCAAUGCAAAAAGUAAUUGAAAGGCAGUGCCUCCAUUUUGGUAUACUUUAUCAGGAAGAAAGUAUGAAAUGGACCGGCAUCAGGGGAGACAGAAGAUGCCGUUGUCUUAGCCAAACAGGCGACUCUUUCCCCACCAGGCACUACGGGGUAGGGUCAGGCCAGCCUUUAAACCCUGGGGACUGGAUCACAGAAAAACAGUGGUGUUCUGUCCCUGGAAAUGAAUAGGCACAAAGACCCACUUGCCUGUGGGAAGACCACUCUUCAAUAAGACUUGGGUGGCGGAAGGAACAUUCCUUUUGCUCUUUUGAGCUAAGACAAUAUAAAUAUUAAACAGUGCCAUGCACAAAGCAUUGAAUUCUCAGGGCACCUCCUCUUCCCCUUCCCCUUUUUAAGCCAUCCCCUCCAUAAAUAAUAAUCCAGGUAGUUGUGAAAAUUGCGCUUCCUUCUGAACCCUUCUUAGUUUGGCUUUUCAUCCCGUCAGAACAAGUAAACAUGCAGCCGCCACAGCUCUUGUGAGUACUGUCUUCCUCCUGGUGAACAAGCCUUCUGGUGUUUUGUCCAAGAAAAGGAAGGGCGUCAGCGGAACCACAGUCCUUUUUCAUUUUAUAAACUGCUUCUUCAUGUCGCCUGCUCAAGUUUCCAGCUACAAUUUCUAUCACUGGCGCUUUGUAAAAAUCCUUCUAUUUAACUGGCUCACUGAAAUUAGUCAUAGGAAGUUUGUGAUUUGGUGAGGAAGCAUUCCUUGUAAUAACCAAAUGACUUGGGAUGGUUUUCAUAGCAACAGUGUUAUACUUACGGGGAUCACAUCUCUGGAAUCCAGGAAGUCUCUGGGUUUGAGGGAUGGAAAGUUCUUCCUGCUAUGAAUGAGAAUGGACUCUUCCCCUUACUCUGAACUGAAACCACAAACACCCAGAAUCUUCUGGGAUUCUGACUUAGAGUCCUUGUUAUAGAAGACAUUGUUGCUGUGGAAUAUGAAACUGUGUGUGUCAGAUGGAAAAAUUCCCUUAAGAGCCUUAAAUAGACCUGAAAGUACACCAGGACAGUUUGCAAAUGGAAUUAUAUAUAGAAGUGAGUAUUUUUAAGUGCCCUUGAAGCUUUCUGGGGACUCAAAAUUAUCAAGAGUCAGGCACAGUCCAGAGGAAGAGCGUCUGCAGCAAAACUGGGUUCCUAGAAGUAUGGAUGGAUGUCGCUUUUUGUAAACCUUGGCGGGGAGCAGCGCCUUGUGAGAACAGGUGGCCAGGCAUGGCCAAUGCUUCCUGGCAGCACGAGGCUCUGCCAGUCUCCAGAAUUCCCCCGUUCUGAGCUUGAUGCCCUUGGCCUGUCCCUCACCCACUUCCUUCCCUCCCCCUAGCCCUCUCACAAGGGUGAUUGCUACCUCUCUCUUUUCCUGGGCAGAGCAAAUUUUAGAGGAGUUCCCAAGCUUUGUCACGAGGCCUCGGCUUGUGCAUGGCCUGAGGGCUCUCCUGGGGCCUGCCCUCUUCCCAGUCACCCUCGGAGCCAUAGGAGCAGUGCACUCAUUGGAUGUCUGUUCUUAACAUAGCUCAACUGCUUCUCUUUCUACAUUUUAAAAAAUCGUUGUAUUUUAGAAAGCAGUGCUCAUCAAAAGCAACUUUUAAAACCUAUUUUAUCGUUCCUUUAAUAGUUAUCUCCCACUGAAACUGCCCUGGGGAGGCUAGCUGCUGCUCUUCCACUCUCCACAUCAGGGUAUUCUCCACAUCACUGAGUGGAGAUGACUCCGGAUGUAUUUAAAGACUGGACAAUUCACCUAUACUGUGUAGGAAAUUACCUCCUUAAUUACCUGGUAGAAUUGUUAGCAGACGUGUUCAUCCGAUGAUAGUACUGCAGUUUUCUAUUAAUAAUUUGCAGACUUUUAUCUAACCUGCACUCAUGUACAGAUUAUUAAAAGUUUUAAAAUGUAACUGAUCAGUAUUGAUCAAUCAUUGUCUUGAUUUUUUUUUACAAUGUAUAUUUCAAAUCAUAUUUUUUAAAGCCAAGAGAACUGGUUGAAUGAAUGUUUAUUUUCCUGAAGGUAUUUUUAAGAUAAAGCUUCCUAAUGGCCUGUAAACUUUGCAUAUAUAUGUAGUUUGAUACAUACUGUCACAUUUGAAAAUCUUGUGAGUUGUAACUGGUUUUAUACAAAAUAUCAAAUAAUGGAAAUUGUAUAAUUAUAAUCAUGUAAUUAAAAGUAUUAACC